AUGCCCGCGGACCCUGCCCUGCCGGUGCAUUGUCCCCACAACCAUCCCGCUCUGGCUUCCCAGCCUGCGCCUCCGACAGCGCCGUGCAGCGCCGCCUCCAGUAUGAAGGCCGCCGCCUUCCUGCUCUUGUUGGGCGCGACCCUCGUCGCCGCGAUCCCAGGGGCGCCGCUGCAGAGCGUCGUGGACGUCGAGUCGCUGCACGUCUCCGACUUCGCCGUGACGAAGAUCAAUGAGGCCACCCCCGUGGAGGACGGCGAACCUGCCCCACAGCUGGAGCUUGUCCAGGUGCUGAACGCCACCAAGCAGGUGGUGGCUGGAUGGAAGUUCAGCCUGGUGCUGUUGGUCCAAGCUGGCGAAGCAAAGGCCAUUAUGUCAGCAGUCGUUUACGUGCCUGCUGUUGGGGACGCCCAGCUCAUGGAUCAUGAUGUGGUCACUGGUGAUGAUAUUGUUCCUGAAGAUAUCAAAGAUAUCAGGGAGUACCAGCAGUUCAGUGUCGUUGAUGAGGAAGUCAAGGCCGCUGCGGAUGCAGCGGUCGAGAAGACCAACGCACGCUCCAACUCCCUGGUGCGCACAGAGCUGGAUGGCGUUUUGGACGCCUGGUGCAAGGUCGCCAGUGGGCAAGGCACCACCUGCAGGCUUGACCUCAGCCUGAUGAGGGGCCAGGAGGAGAGCUAUGUUGAGGUGGUUAUGAACAGGAACCUAACAACUGGAUGGAGGGUAAUGUCCAUGGGCGAGGUGCCAGUUCCAGUCACGUGA
This is a messenger RNA of Ostreobium quekettii, 756 nucleotides long. The record is from the annotation of a GenBank genome assembly. Lineage: Eukaryota; Viridiplantae; Chlorophyta; Ulvophyceae; Bryopsidales; Ostreobiaceae.